AUGUCCUCGCUGAAGCUCGAGAAACUGUACGACCUCACCGGCCGCGUCGCGCUCGUGACGGGCGGGGGCACGGGCAUCGGGCUGAUGAUUGCGCAGGGGCUCGCGGCGAACGGCGCGAAGGUGUAUAUUACGGGCAGGCGGAAGGAGGUGCUGGAGAAGGUGGCGGGGGAGUGGAAGGCGAGUGGCGAGAACGGGUCGCUCGUGCCGCUGGCCAUGGAUGCGACGGACAAGGAGAGCAUCAUGUACGCGCGGAAGGAGGUCGAGGAGAAGGAUGGGCGUCUGCACGUUCUCGUGAACAACGCCGGCCAGACAGGCCCCCGCUCGGGCUUCAUGAACGACCCGCAGGCGCCGGAGCGUAAGAACGCGGACACGUUCGGGCUCGCGCUCUUCGCGAACGAGGACAUCGAGGGCUGGGCGGCGCUCUACAAGAUCAACACCUUCUCGAUCUUCUUCGUCACAACCGCGUUCCUCGGGCUGCUUGACAAGGGCAGCAAAGACCGCGCGGGGCACACGGCGUGCGUGAUCAACAUCACGAGCAUCAGCGGGUACACGAAGCUCGCGCAGAACCACUUUUGCUACAACAGCGCGAAGGCGGCAGCCUCGCACCUUACCAAGAUGAUGGCGACCGAGUUCGCGCUCAAGGGCGUCGACGUGCGCGUGAACGGCAUCGCGCCGGGGGUGUACGCGUCCGAGAUGACCUUUACCGACAUCGACGGCGAGGAGCAGACCAACAAGGUCGGCCAGCCGCUGGUGUCGAUACCCAUCAGGCGAGCCGGGACGGCUCAGGAGAUGGCGGGGACGGCGAUUUACCUCGCCUCUCCCGCAGGCUGCUACACGAACGGACAGGAUAUCAUUAUUGACGGAGGGUAUCUCGCGGUGAAUCCGUCUACCGCAUGA
Messenger RNA from Gloeophyllum trabeum ATCC 11539, 897 nucleotides. Its product is annotated as NAD P-binding protein. NCBI's taxonomy places the organism in Eukaryota, Fungi, Basidiomycota, Agaricomycetes, Gloeophyllales, Gloeophyllaceae. The record is from RefSeq and is a predicted model, not a curated record. The transcript has 5 exons. The coding region runs from base 1 to 897 and encodes 298 amino acids. Gene Ontology annotation, molecular function: oxidoreductase activity.